Malania oleifera is the source of this 2379-nucleotide messenger RNA. RefSeq names its product heat shock 70 kDa protein 1-like. Gene Ontology annotation, cellular component: cytoplasm. Gene Ontology annotation, biological process: cellular response to unfolded protein; protein refolding. Lineage: Eukaryota; Viridiplantae; Streptophyta; Magnoliopsida; Santalales; Ximeniaceae. The transcript is spliced from 2 exons. The record is from RefSeq and is a predicted model, not a curated record. Gene Ontology annotation, molecular function: heat shock protein binding; ATP-dependent protein folding chaperone; misfolded protein binding. Bases 202 to 2145 code for a protein of 647 amino acids.
ACAUUGUUUGAAUGGGAACUCAAAGCGGUCAAACACGGCUUCAUCAACGGCUGGCAGAACAUUCUGGAAACUCGGUGUUCGCGGCUAUAUAGACCACUCCUCCUCGAUCUUCUCUCUCUCACUCAAACCCUAUUUCCUUCUCGCAGUCUCAAUUCUUAACUCUUUCUCUUACUCGUCGGCGGAUUCAGAAGAGAAGGAAGAAUGGCCGGGAAAGGCGAAGGGCCGGCGAUCGGAAUCGAUCUGGGAACCACUUACUCCUGCGUUGGUGUUUGGCAACACGAUCGCGUUGAGAUCAUAGCAAACGACCAAGGCAACAGAACAACCCCUUCCUAUGUUGCGUUUACCGAUACGGAGCGGCUGAUCGGCGAUGCAGCUAAGAACCAGGUCGCUAUGAACCCUAUCAACACCGUCUUCGAUGCUAAGCGCUUGAUUGGUAGGAGAUUUAGUGAUGCCUCAGUUCAGAGUGACAUAAAAUUGUGGCCUUUCAAACUCAUUCCUGGUGCUGGGGACAAGCCAAUGAUUGUGGUCAGCUAUAAGGGUGAGGACAAGCAGUUCGCUGCUGAAGAGAUCUCAUCUAUGGUUCUCAUUAAGAUGCGUGAGAUUGCAGAGGCCUACCUUGGUUCAAAUGUGAAGAAUGCUGUUGUCACUGUUCCUGCAUACUUUAAUGACUCCCAGCGCCAGGCUACCAAGGAUGCUGGUGUCAUUGCAGGUCUCAAUGUUAUGCGGAUUAUUAACGAGCCAACUGCUGCUGCUAUUGCCUAUGGUCUUGACAAGAAGGCAACCAGUGUUGGCGAGAAGAAUGUGCUCAUCUUUGAUCUUGGGGGCGGCACUUUUGAUGUCUCCCUCCUCACUAUUGAAGAGGGUAUAUUUGAAGUGAAAGCAACAGCUGGAGAUACUCACCUUGGUGGGGAGGAUUUUGACAACAGGAUGGUGAAUCAUUUUGUUCAGGAGUUUAAGAGGAAGCAUAAGAAGGACAUUACGAAUAACCCUAGAGCCUUGAGGAGACUGAGGACAUCAUGUGAGAGGGCAAAGAGGACUCUCUCUUCCACUGCUCAAACCACUAUUGAGAUUGAUUCUUUGUUUGAGGGUGUUGAUUUCUACUCCACCAUUACCCGAGCCAGAUUUGAGGAGCUGAACAUGGAUCUCUUCAGAAAGUGCAUGGAACCUGUGGAGAAAUGCUUGAGAGAUGCUAAAAUGGACAAGAGCACUGUCCAUGAUGUUGUCCUUGUUGGUGGAUCUACAAGAAUUCCAAAGGUUCAGCAGCUGUUGCAGGACUUUUUUAAUGGGAAGGAGCUCUGCAAGAGCAUCAAUCCUGAUGAAGCCGUUGCAUAUGGUGCUGCUGUGCAAGCUGCCAUUUUGAGUGGUGAAGGCAAUGAGAAGGUCCAGGACCUCCUAUUGUUGGAUGUCACUCCUCUCUCUCUUGGGCUGGAGACUGCUGGAGGAGUCAUGACCGUGUUGAUUCAGAGAAACACCACCAUCCCAACCAAGAAGGAACAGGUUUUCUCUACUUACUCAGAUAACCAACCUGGUGUGUUGAUUCAGGUAUAUGAAGGUGAGAGAACCAGAACCAGAGACAACAACUUAUUGGGUAAAUUUGAGCUUUCCGGUAUUCCCCCAGCUCCCAGGGGUGUUCCUCAGAUCACUGUUUGCUUCGACAUUGAUGCAAAUGGUAUCUUGAAUGUCUCUGCGGAGGACAAAACUACAGGACAGAAGAACAAGAUCACAAUCACCAAUGACAAGGGCAGGCUGUCAAAAGAGGAAAUCGAGAAGAUGGUUCAGGAAGCAGAGAAGUACAAAUCUGAGGAUGAGGAACAUAAGAAGAAGGUCGAGGCUAAGAAUGCACUCGAGAACUAUGCAUAUAACAUGAGGAAUACGGUGAAGGAUGAAAAGAUUGGGGCUAAGCUGAACCCAGCGGACAAGAAAAAGAUUGAUGAUGCUAUCGAGCAAGCAAUUCAGUGGCUGGACAGCAACCAGCUUGCCGAAGCAGAUGAGUUUGAAGAUAAGAUGAAGGAGCUUGAGAGCAUUUGCAACCCCAUCAUUGCGAAGAUGUACCAAGGUGCAGGUGCCGAGGCAGGUGCCUCCAUGGAUGAAGACGCUCCUUCUGGAGGAAGUGGUGCUGGCCCCAAGAUUGAGGAAGUUGACUAGAUAGAUAUUGAUUGGUUUUUCUCCAUGAAUUUCGUAUUUAUUACUUUUAAAAAUUCACAUUGAUGGGUCUCUUCAGGAGCCACAUUGGAAUUUUUUUUCAUGGCCUUGAAUGCAGGGCCUUGGUUUUGAAUUAUUGUGGUUGGGUUUAUAUUUUAGGUUUGUUCUCAUUCAGUUGCAAUACUAUUUUUAAUGACAUAUGAGCAAAGUUGAAAUAAUACUUUGGUUUUUGCUCAA